Messenger RNA from Nezara viridula (southern green stink bug), 3014 nucleotides. NCBI's taxonomy places the organism in Eukaryota, Metazoa, Arthropoda, Insecta, Hemiptera, Pentatomidae. The record is from the annotation of a GenBank genome assembly.
AGUGUUACGGAGAAAUAUACUGUUCGACACCGGAAAGGAAUUCUAUAGCAAGAGAGAUGAGGGUCCUGGAAGGAUUUCUACUGGUCUCCUGCCUCUCAACUGUAGUCCUCGCCUUUUCGAAAAGGAGGCCGUACAGAGAGGCGAACGCACCCCCACCAUUUGUUGACUAUGAUGAGAAUCCCUCCCUCAUCACAGAACAGAAUCCUUGCCUGGUGCACUACUGCGCCAAAGGACAGGAAUGCAAGGUACGUGCAGGAAUCGCUAGAUGCGUUUGCGUCGAGGACUGCCCGAAACACCGGAGCCCGGUUUGCGGCACCGACGGCAAGCUGUACCAGAACCACUGCAGCCUCCACAGGGCGGCCUGCCUUCAGGGGGAGAGGCUGCAAGUCGACCACUCCUUCAAGUGUCUGCAGUCCGCGGAUUUAGUAAUGAAUAAAGAAAACUCCUCAACAACAGAAACAACAGAGGCAGAAGAAUCAACAACACAGACCAGCCCGGCUGACAGAAGGGACUACAGGAAACACCUGGACGACAGUGUGCAAUGUACCCUUCAGAGAUACGAUAUUAUGAAGGACAAUCUACUAAAACAGUCAAAAAGUACCAGCGAAGAAAGGAUCAGGACUGGGAAAGAAUAUAUUGUAAGCACCAUGUUCACCUAUUACGAUCUCAACGGUGACGACCAUCUGGACAAAGCUGAACUUCAGAAGAUCUCGGACCAAGAGCACCUCAACGAGCUCUCCGAGGGCUGCUCCCUCAGCGACAUGCUGACGUACGACGACAGCGACGGAGACACCCUGCUAUCGGUUAACGAAUUCUAUUCUGCGUUCAGUAAGUUAUACAGUCUCUCUGUGGUGUCAUUGGACAAGGCCCUGGAGACGAACCACCUUUCGGCAAGGGUGGGUGACAAUGUGGAGAUUAAGUGUGACGUAAGUGGAACGCCUCCCCCUCCUCUUGUCUGGCGAAGGAACAAGGCAGACCUGGCUCUGUUGGCUGAGGAUGAUGUGAGAGUCUUUGCCGAUGGAAGCCUCUACCUCACCAGGAUACAGCUCCUCCAUGCAGGCAACUACACCUGCCAUGCUCAGAGGAACACUGACAUCAUGCAGACUCAUGUCCUCACUGUACACACUAUACCAGAAGUAAAAGUAACUCCAAAGAUACAAUCUCGAAGGCCUGGAGAAGAAGCUUCCAUGUUUUGUCAUGUUAUUGGCGAACCAUUCCCUAAAGUUGAAUGGCUUAAAAAUGAUGAGCCUCUGAAAUUGAACUCGGCAGCAAAUAAAUACAUAUUGAUCGGAAAUGGUACAGAGCUAAAAGUUCAUGAUAUUACAUAUGCGGAUACUGGAGCUUACAUGUGUCAGGCAAGUAACAUCGGAGGUGUAACCAGAGAUAUUUCAUCAUUAAUCGUACAAGAAGAUCCUACACCAACGGCCCCAAAUGAAGAAAGAAGAUUUUUUUCAUUUCAUGAUUGGGGUGUAUCAGUUUAUGAACCUAAUGCCUGUAGGCUCUAUCAUCAAAUUCAAUCAACUGAUAUCAUACCUGGAACCCAGGAAUAUGUAUGUGGAGAUAAAGGAGUAAACUGUAGUUGGGGACAAGCAAUAAAUGUUGCGAACCGAUAUGUAUAUGUAACUCAGCCUAUGAAAGACAGGGUUUUGGUUAUCAGCAAGAUACAGAUGGUGGUCGUUGAUGUUGUAGUAACUGAUAAACGACCAGUCGCACUCCAUUAUGUGCCUCAUCUCGACCAAGUUUGGGUCCUCAAUUGGAGAAGCCACUUAGAUCAAGGAAUCAAAACCAUUCAAGUUAUCAGAGAUGCUUCUCAGAAAAGAAAACACCAUACCGUCCAUCCUGAGCCAAUAGAUGGUCAGUUCGAUCUCGUCAGGGACUUAUUCAUGCCACCAGUUCAGGAUAUGUCACAUGUAUUCAAAUAUGGCUAUGUGAGCCAUACAAACCAAAGAGGACUGUAUAAGCUGGAUCUCGCUAACAUGCGAUAUGUGCGCAGCAUCGAUCUUGCUCCUUACAAUUGUGUUCCAAGGUCAAUGCAGUUCUCUGCUCUUUAUGGUUUUAUGAUAGUCGAAUGUGAGGAAGCAGUAACAGGGAGAGCCACAGGCCAGUUAGUGAUGGAUGCCCUAACUGACACCGUCAUCAUUCAGCAUAUUGAACUUUUGGGUAAACCGUAUGUAGCUCCCGACAGUCGAACAGUUGUCACUAUCGAUAAGUCUCUUCAGGGAGUUACACUUGUUGUUCAGCAGAUAACAGAUUCUGGUCUCAAAUUUUUAUUUGAUGUUAAAACUACAUUGAACAUCAGUGACAUAACUUUCUACCCAUCACAAACUACGCAUGGUUAUGACCUCUAUGCUAGUGCAGUUGACAAAGAAGAUAUUCUAUUUUUGAAUUUGUUGACAGGUAAAGUUGAGAUGAUCACAGGAGUCGGCAAAGCUAUGGAGCCUUCACUGUCUCAGUGGGGCAACCCCAACAGAGUAAUUGAAGCAUCGGGUGUCUUCGGACACUUCAUGGUCACUCCAGCCAAUGAGGCCUUGUUUGUUGUGAACGGAGAGAGCAGAACAGUCAACUGUGAGAUAGGUGGCCUAGUCCACCCGAGAGCAGUAGUAUGGGUGACAAUGCACCUUCAAUAGAUAGAGAGAGGCUAUCAAACCUUUUGACAAACUGCUGGUGGUGAUAUCACUUCCUGUUUCUCAUCUAAUAAUGUUUUGGAAUAAGCAUCAGCACAGUUUAAUUGUUGUAGCUUAAUCUUUUAUAAGGCAAGCUUUUCAUUUUAAGCUGAAUUACUUUUGCUUUUGAUUACUGUUGUGAUUUAAUAAUUGAUAGCACUUAUACAUUGAGAUAAUUAUGAUUUUGCAAUAAUUAAUAUAUAGAAACAGGAAGGAUGAAGUCACUGCCAGAUAAUAAAAUAUCCAGUUCCAUACUGAAACCUGAUUGUAACUUCUUUGGAUUGGAAGCUUUUUAAAGGUUAUUUUUUAAUAAUAUAAAAUAAGUUAUUAAACACAUAAUAUGUUAUUGAA